AUGGCGGCGCCCGUGAGUAAAAGCGGCGGAGUGCUCGUGCAAUACGUGGUAGUUAGAAGCGAUCUGAUCACGGAACUCUCCUGGCCCUUCGGUGCUGUAAUAGCGCAGGCGUGUCAUGCUUGCACCGCGGCCCUGCACCUCUUUGGAAACGACCCGAACACCAUCGCUUAUACGGAAAACCUGGACGGCAUGCACAAGGUGGUACUGGCGGCCCCGACCGACUCCAAGCUGCUCGCUCUAUCUCAAGCGCUGCAGGCAGCCAGCAUAGAUCACAAACUGUGGACCGAGCAGCCAGAGAACAUCCCCACCUGUCUCGCGACCAAACCGUAUGCCAAAGCCGAUGUUCAGAGUUUCUUCAAGGACUUUAAGCUGUUCAAGUAG
Molecule: messenger RNA, 381 nt
Organism: Dermacentor albipictus
Lineage: Eukaryota; Metazoa; Arthropoda; Arachnida; Ixodida; Ixodidae
Source: RefSeq, a predicted model, not a curated record